This is a messenger RNA of Penicillium paradoxum, 597 nucleotides long. Its product is annotated as succinate:quinone oxidoreductase subunit C. Gene Ontology annotation, molecular function: electron transfer activity; succinate dehydrogenase activity. The record is from RefSeq and is a predicted model, not a curated record. Gene Ontology annotation, cellular component: membrane. The coding region runs from base 1 to 597 and encodes 198 amino acids. The transcript is spliced from 3 exons. Gene Ontology annotation, biological process: tricarboxylic acid cycle; mitochondrial electron transport, succinate to ubiquinone. Lineage: Eukaryota; Fungi; Ascomycota; Eurotiomycetes; Eurotiales; Aspergillaceae.
AUGGCGUCCAUGCAAAAGAAUAUGAUGUUCAUGCAGAAGGCUUCGUGUAUGUUAGGCCUACGCCGCGCGGCAAUAGCAUCCCCGUCUAUUUUCACGCCUCUCACGGCCUUGGCAUGGCAACAACAAGUUCGGCUGCAGACUACAAAGUCCGUCACGAAGCCGCUGAGAGUGCUCACACCUGAGGCUGGUCAGGAAGAGCUGGCUCGCCAACGCCUCCGACGACCAGUGGCGCCUCAUCUGGCCAUCUAUAAAUUCCAAGUGCACUCCGUCAGCUCUGCAAUGGAGCGAAACACGGGGCUUCUCCUCGCUGGCAGCUUGUAUCUCUUCAGCACCUCCUACCUGGUUGCACCUUGGCUCGGCUGGGAUUUGUCCUCAGCAACCCUCGUCGCGGCCUUUGGUGCUCUGCCGCUGGCUGCUAAGCUUGCCCUCAAGUUCUCCAUCGCCUGGCCCUUCACCUUCCACCUCUUCAAUGGCAUUCGGUAUCUUGUCGCCUCCACAGGACGGACGCUGGAGAACAGGUCUCAAAUUGUCAAGGUGGCGUGGGCGGUCAUCGGCUCAUCAGCAGUGGCUGCCGUCGGCUUGGUGGCAUAUUUCUGA